UCACCUGCAAGGAUCUGUGGUACAGACAUAUAAAGAUAAGGACUAGUGCAUAAUCAGUUACCUUAUAAGCAGUUUUUAAGAUUGAGGAGUGCUCAUAAUAAGUAUGCAGGAUUGGAUAUUUAAGUGCAUUGUUAGGACGUAAAAUGGGCAAUAAAACAUGUAUCCAAUCUAGAGGAACUAAGGAGUAGCCCAAUUGAUUUAUAUGAACUUGUGUAUGGAUUUUAAAAUUUGCUCUUAAACCAUCGUAAAAUGGCAUUAUUGAUGAAGUUUAUAUUGGUUGUCAGGUCUGUUGAUUUGUAUUCAUUGAAAGUCGCCCUUCACGAGAUGUGAACAAACUGAAUGUAGCAGAGGAAUUAUAAGCACCAAAUAGGAAAAAUCGUUUGUCGGCAGUGCAUUACUUAUUCAUCACAAUUAGAAAUCACUUGAUCUUGAGAUUAUGUUUCAUUUUUGUCGAUGGUUUUGCUUCCUAACGGAUUUUAAUACAGGAUUUAGCUACAUAGAGUGGGAUUUGAUGUAAUUCAAUGAAGUUGGACUCAGAGAAAAUGAUAUCUCGGCCGAGAACGUCUCAGUCUGCGAGAUCCAGGAUUAAAGGACCUAUUUAUCAAGAGGAGGAUCCCAGUAAUUUCUGGGAGGUGGACUUAUCUUUUCGGCCCAUAGAUGUAUCUAUAUUUGGGAGGAAUCAGGGCUUCCGACACAAUUUUUCUUCCUAUGCUGAAUGGGAGAAAACGUAUGGGUACCAGUUAAGUAGCGGCAGUGGGAGCGAGAGUGACGACUCCGACUCGGACUUUGAUGACAAGAAAAAUGCUAUAGUGGUGGAUAAAGAGAGAUCAUAUCAUAUACGUGCAGGUGUUAAUUGUGAUAGCGGCAUUAAGAGUUGUGUAGACGGAAAUCUAAGUGACAAUAAACUACAGGAAGACCUUCUACGCACAACUCAGCUUGUCUACAGCUAUAAAGAUGGAAAAGGAAUGGUCCCAAAGCUUCGAGAACCUAGAAACUUGUAUGCUCUUGCCAAAGAACUUGGGCCCCAGCAGGCAGCUAGAUGGCCAGCAGAUAUUCAAGUCCUGGAUGAGAAAGUCAAACACAUAAGAUACCUGCCACCAGAACCUGAGUUAUUUUAUAAACCAACUGGUUGUGAGAAAACACCAAUGGUACGGGGAGAAGAAAAUGGAGGCCGCCUGGUGUUUAUGUAUGAACCCCGUUCCACAUUUUUUACAGAGAGUGUUUCCCAACCUUUGAAGUCACCUAGCCCAGGCCAAGAAGAGGAGUUUGUGAGGUCCCGUGUAGGAGGACUUCGCUCUGGACCUCAGAAGUGCAAUAUUGACCUCGAAUCUGAGGAGGAUGAAACUCUAAUAUUUGAAUCUCGGUUUGAAAGUGGAAAUCUUGCCAAAGCUGUUCAAGUUAAUUCCACUGAUUAUGAGUUGUGGUUGAGAUACGACCUCUACACAAACAAGCAUACACAAUGGUUCUACUUCAGGGUAUCUAACACUAGGGCCAACAAAACAUAUCGCUUCACCAUCGUCAACUUCAUGAAGUCUGAUAGUCUGUACAAUAAUGGAAUGAAACCAUUAAUAUACAGUGAGAAAAAUGCUCAACAAAAGAAGAUUGGAUGGGUGAGAGGUGGAAGUGACAUCAAGUACUAUAAAAAUAAUCUCAGUUUAUCUGGCACUAUCAACAGGUAUUCAACGUCUAAAUGUGACAAGUCUUUCUACUCUCUGACGUGGACUGUGAAGUUUGAACACAACCAUGACACUGUAUACUUUGCUCACUGCUUCCCAUACACCUAUACAGACCUCCAGGACUAUCUUCUGGACCUCAAUAAUGAUCCAGUGAAGAGUAAGAUCUGUAAACAGAGAGUUCUUUGUCGGACACUGGCGGGGAAUCUAGUCUACCUACUCAGUAUCACCUCCCCCACACAGAACCCAGAGGACAUGAAGCACAAGAAGGCUGUUGUGAUCACGUCCAGGGUACAUCCAGGGGAGUGUAACUCUAGCUGGAUGAUGAAGGGCUUCCUUGACUACCUGACAGGAAAUUCUGCUGAUGCGAAGCUGCUUCGUGAUACUUUUAUUUUUAAAAUUGUGCCAAUGUUGAACCCUGAUGGAGUGAUAGUGGGUAACUAUAGGUGCUCUCUAGCAGGGAGGGAUCUCAAUAGAAACUACAAAACGGUGCUCAAGGACUCCUACCCCUCAGUGUGGCAUACCAAAAACAUGAUCAGAAAGUUGUUGCAGGAAAGGGAGAUAAUUGUGUACUGUGAUUUACAUGGACACAGUAGAAAACAAAAUGUGUUUAUAUAUGGCUGUGAGAAUAGACACAAUGCAGAGAAAAGGCUGAAGGAGAGGGUGUUUCCACUCAUGCUCAACAAGAAUGCUCCUGACAAAUUCAAGUUUGAAUCCUGCAAGUUCAAAGUACAGAAAAGUAAGGAAGGCACAGGCAGAAUUGUCAUGUGGAACAUGGGCAUCAUGAACAGUUAUACAAUGGAGGCCACAUUUUGUGGAUCCACGAUGGGCAAAAAGAAAGGUUACCACUUCAGUAUGGCUGACUUUGAGGCAUUAGGAUACCAUUUCUGUGAUACAUUACUAGACUAUUGUGAUCCAGAUAACACUAAAACCUGCAAUAUUCUUCUUGAACUUGAGGAGCGCUUGAAAUGGGAGAUAAUGGUUAAACUCCAGAGAAUCUCAACAACAACUACGACAGACAUCAACGACAUCAACCUUAGUGACUACUCCUCAGAUGUAGAGUCAAGUGAUGGGGGAUCAGACAGUUCAGUAUCUGAUGGACCACCAGUCCAUCUACAAUUCAACGCCUCCAGACCAACUCGACCUCAUUCACGACCCUGUAUUCGGGUCAUGCCAUUUGAUUGGCAGCCUACUAAAAAGAAGAAAAAGUUGAAGACGAAGAAAGAGAGGGACCGUGUCAGAAGUCUAAAACAGGAGGAACCGCCAAAAAAGCCAGCCCAAGAUAGACCUGCAUCUGAUCCACAUGCUUGUGAGAAGAAACCACCUAUGUUGACAGGGCAUCAGCAAGCACAUGCAAAGCAGGAAAAGCUGACUUCACCUCCAACUGGUAUGAAGUAUACAUUAGCUGUAAAGAGGCCCAAAUCUAGUGAGGAACAUUCAACACAACCGAUAAUAAAUGAUGAGAAAUCGGAACAACGUGCUCGAAGGGCCUACACAACACUUUUCAAUCCUCGAGACCACAGUGACUAUCUCGAAGCUUUGACAAACGCGUAUCUCAGAAAUGGAUUGCUGGUUCAGGACCAAGCAGCUCCACAUUUCCGUUACUCGGGCAACAAGGUAUCUCCGACAAUUCCUUUUAAUCUGGACGGAUUGUGCCCUCACCAUGAGCAGACAUUUGCUGCUCAGUAUAUGGCACAGCAAAUACAAAACAUAAACAGUGGAGAUCCAGAUUGGUUGCUACAUGGGAUAAGAGGACGACCCAAAAUUCUCAAACCAUUCCGUCAAAAAAAUCAGGAUGAGAUAAUUGCAAAACUUUUAGGGAUGCCUGCAGUUGUAGGAAAUACCUUUGUAAAGGUUUGGAAAGACAGGAUACAUAAAUCUAGGAGAAGCAAUUUCCCGGAUGCCACAAUAGAUGAGAUUGUACGUUCUCAGAUCACCCACCAAGCCAGUAUCCCCCUCACCAGACAGCCAACUCAGAGACACAUCUUGGAGGUGUCUGCAGCACAACAAAGGCAGCAGGAUGUGCUACUUCAGGCACGUAAACAUGGAGACAAAUCAGGUAAUGCCAUUCGUCAACACCCUAACCCUUUUGAUGAACAAUAUAGUCAUGCAAAGAACAACAGACCUCGAGCACAUGUGCCUGAAACCUCUUUCAAUCAUUAUGAACUCCAAGAUGACACCAAAAGUCACCCUCCACCUGAAGAACAUGUACCACCACCACCCGAUAUGGACACCACCUCAGAAACCACUGCCAGAGAGGAGCCCGAGGAUGAAGAGGAACACAGAAAACAUGGUCAUAAAGGGAAACAUAAAGAAAAAGGAGGAAGAAAGAGCAGAAUGGGAAUGAGGGAGUCUGAUGAUGAUGCAUCUCAAACAAAAGAGGGUCCAGACUACAUACAGGACCCUCAUCAUCAUGGGGGACCUCGGGUCAAAUCGGCCAAAGGGGGCAAGGACUUGGACAGCAUGGUGGAGAGCAUUAAGGAAUUGCGACAAUCAUUGGCUAAUAAUGCCAUGCAGCAGAAUCUCAGUCCAACAACAGGUGGUUAUAUAAAAAGACUGAUGAGAGAGACCGGCGAGGAGAUUGAGGAACUGACCAAUGAAAUCCGACAUGACAUCGAGCAAGAACGUAGGUUGUCAAAGGACAAACAGAAAACAAAAGAUACUACUAGAAAGUUUCAAUCACUUGAUGAUUACAAAAUUAACAAUGAAAAUCGAAACUACAACAGCCAAGCUAUGUCCAUUGGUAAUAAAAGUAAGACUGUGUUAACCCGAGAACCUCCGGGCAAUACUUUUGAUGACAAGAGACCAUUUAAUGCCAGAUUCAAAUCCAGGAGUGUGACUAAUUAUCCGGUCAGUGAUAGGACAUAUGACAGAACUCAAAAGUGGAGAGAUCCAAAUCUUAUGAUCACAGGUGACACAUCAACGGUCAACUACAGCAAUACAUAUGUCACAAAUGUGAGAAAAUCCACCUCAGAAACUGCUUACACCAUCCCCGCUAGUAAUGCUAAUGAUACAGUGUAUAACAGCAAUGCAGGGGCUAGCUCACAUAGAAAUAGCUAUAUACCAAACACAACAUCCACUGCCACUCAAACUUCAUCAAAGAUAGAGAGGUCCUUCCCCAGGGUAGAGUUAUACCCAGGAACUGACCAUAUGCAUCCAAUUAGGGUAGCCGAUGCCAAUGGAUAUGCUAUUUAUAACACCAAAUCAAAAAGUGCAAAGGAUCUACGAGACGGAAUAACCAAUUUGGUCACUGGUAAAGAGGACCGCAAGUCCAAUGACAAAACAGAAAAAUACUUUGAGUUUGAAAUUACUGGAUUGAAUCUUUCUGCCAAAAAUCGUUCUCCUGGGAAGCAGCACCAAAAUCGAGUGAAGUCUGCCAAAUCGGGUCGCCAUUCAGUAGGUAAGCAGACCGUCACGCCGACCUCACUAACAGAGGCUGUGCCGACAAAAAUACAACUGAUGAUUACCCAAGACCAUCAAGAGGAGAAGGCGUAUGGGGGUCAGUUCCUCCCCCUCUCCCGGACCAUCCGGGCACCAUUCUACAGAAACAGCUCUGUACGGAAAUGAGGAGUAUGUGUGCUGAAUCAGAGAGAUUUCUGGUCUAAAGCUAUGCAGUUACCCAAAUAUGAUUUCUUCUCAGUGCUAUAUAUGAAUGGAUUUAUUCCAUUCAGGUUUCUUCAGUGCAAGAUUUAUUUAAAUUCAUGAAAAGUGUGGCAUGGGAGACUCAGAUAAUGUAGAGAAUGAACCAUAUAACACCAUGCCAUUAUAUUAAUAUAAAUAUUCAGACCUACCUCUAGAAGUAUAAACUGCUGAUCCAUUUCAACCAGGAGCUUGUAUAUAGAUCUGUAUGUAUGAAUGCGUUUGUCAAACUUUUAAGAGAGAUUCAUUUCUAUUGUGCCAAAUUGUGUAGAUAUAUUUAUUGAGAUUGAGAGUUCAUUUAGAGUUUAAUUGUGUGCAGAUUUUAGAUUUGAUCAGAUAUUACAAAUACAUAUAUCACCAGAUACAUGUAAAGUCAAAAUGUGAAAUAUGUGUACAAUGGAAGUAGAUUUUGUGUAAGAAAGAUUUACAUCAAAGGAAAAUGUAUUUUUUUUAGCUACAUAUAUAGAUAGGAUAUAAUUUACAGUACAUGUGCUAUUUACUAGAACAGGGUUAUUUUUUUAUAUCAGCAUAUGUUUGCCUGACAAAAAAAUGUGAAAUAUGUUUAAGUACAUUUGUGCAAGAAAGAUGUACAUCAAACAAAAACCUUGAAGUUCUUUUUUUUUAAUUUUUAGUUAACAACUAUAUAGGAUACAAUUUACAGUACUAUUUACUAGAACAGGGUUAUUUUUUAAAUAUCUGCAUAUGUUUGCCAGACAAAAAAUGUCUCUGAUUUUAUUCUAUAAUAUGUGCCAAGCUUUGUUGGGAAUAACUGUAUAAUGAUUUUUUACUGUUUAGGAAAACAGAGUACUAGUAAUUUGUAUUUUAAGGAUAUUACAGAGUAUUGAACUUCAGCAACUAUUUUAAAUGAGUGUCCAAUAUGCUGAUCACUUAAGUUUUGACUGUGCCUUUUUUUUAAGUCAGGCCAUUUUUUGUUUUAAAAUGUGAAAGUGAAUGCAUUGUUUAUUAAUGUAAUUGGUAUGAAAAUUCAAGCUAUAAAUGAUGUUAAAAAUUUA
This is a messenger RNA of Saccostrea echinata, 6325 nucleotides long. RefSeq lists its product as uncharacterized. The record is from RefSeq and is a predicted model, not a curated record. The transcript is spliced from 41 exons. Gene Ontology annotation, molecular function: metallocarboxypeptidase activity; zinc ion binding. Gene Ontology annotation, biological process: proteolysis. NCBI's taxonomy places the organism in Eukaryota, Metazoa, Mollusca, Bivalvia, Ostreida, Ostreidae. Bases 522 to 5240 code for a protein of 1572 amino acids.